Gorilla gorilla gorilla (western lowland gorilla) is the source of this 2534-nucleotide messenger RNA. It is a transcript of the gene KCNG1, whose product is annotated as potassium voltage-gated channel modifier subfamily G member 1. Gene Ontology annotation, biological process: potassium ion transmembrane transport; action potential; protein homooligomerization. NCBI's taxonomy places the organism in Eukaryota, Metazoa, Chordata, Mammalia, Primates, Hominidae. The transcript is spliced from 4 exons. Bases 614 to 2155 code for a protein of 513 amino acids. The record is from RefSeq and is a predicted model, not a curated record. Gene Ontology annotation, cellular component: voltage-gated potassium channel complex; membrane. Gene Ontology annotation, molecular function: delayed rectifier potassium channel activity; protein binding.
UAAAAACACUCUAACUGUCUAAAAUCAAAUCAUUUUUCUUUCAAACACAGGUGUACCCUAGUUUUCCAAACCCUGAUCUAUGCAAUUGUAGCCUUCCCCAAAGAUCAGUGAGUAGUAGAGGGAUGAUGUGCUUUUGUAAAGCAAUUCCUCUUAGGAAGGAGCCCCUUUUAAGUGUGAAACACCCUCCCUCCCCUUCCAGCACCUAUGAAAACAUUUUCUCAUUCAUAGGUACAUGUGUUUGUGUAUAUGUGUGUUUGUGAGCGAGUGUUUUCCUGAACAUGUCCACAGCACCAACCCAUAUUUAAGUAUUGGAAAUGGGUUUCCGUUUGGAAUUGAUAGACUUUUACCACUUGAUUCCAUUGGGGAUUUGUCUAGGGAGAGGGCUGGUGAUUUUGUUUUGUUUUUUUUAGACAGUCUUGCUCUGUCACCAGGCUGGAGUGCAGUGGCACCAUCUCGGCUCACUGCAACCUCCACCUCCUGGGUUCAAGGGAUUCUCCUGCCUCAGCCUCCCGAGUAGCUGGGAUUUCAGGGAGCAGGCUGCCUAAUGAAGGAGCCAGGCUUGCACACAGACAAUUCUAGAACUGGUGGCCCGAGAGGGAUGUGAAGGCCCAAAAUGACCCUCUUACCGGGAGACAAUUCUGACUACGACUACAGCGCGCUGAGCUGCACGUCGGACGCCUCCUUCCACCCGGCCUUCCUCCCGCAGCGCCAGGCCAUCAAGGGCGCGUUCUACCGCCGGGCGCAGCGGCUGCGGCCGCAGGAUGAGCCCCGCCAGGGCUGUCAGCCCGAGGACCGCCGCCGUCGGAUCAUCAUCAACGUAGGCGGCAUCAAGUACUCGCUGCCCUGGACCACGCUGGACGAGUUCCCGCUGACGCGCCUGGGCCAGCUCAAGGCCUGCACCAACUUCGACGACAUCCUCAACGUGUGCGAUGACUACGACGUCACCUGCAACGAGUUCUUCUUCGACCGCAACCCGGGGGCCUUCGGCACUAUCCUGACCUUCCUGCGCGCGGGCAAGCUGCGGCUGCUGCGCGAGAUGUGCGCGCUGUCCUUCCAGGAGGAGCUGCUGUACUGGGGCAUCGCGGAGGACCACCUGGACGGCUGCUGCAAGCGCCGCUACCUGCAGAAGAUUGAGGAGUUCGCGGAGAUGGUGGAGCGGGAGGAAGAGGACGACGCGCUGGACAGCGAGGGCCGCGACAGCGAGGGCCCGGCCGAGGGCGAGGGCCGCCUGGGGCGCUGCAUGCGGCGACUGCGCGACAUGGUGGAGAGGCCGCACUCGGGGCUGCCUGGCAAGGUGUUCGCCUGCCUGUCGGUGCUCUUCGUGACCGUCACCGCCGUCAACCUCUCCGUCAGCACCUUGCCCAGCCUGAGGGAGGAGGAGGAGCAGGGCCACUGUUCCCAGAUGUGCCACAACGUCUUCAUCGUGGAGUCGGUGUGCGUGGGCUGGUUCUCCCUGGAGUUCCUCCUGCGGCUCAUUCAGGCGCCCAGCAAGUUCGCCUUCCUGCGGAGCCCGCUGACGCUGAUCGACCUGGUGGCCAUCCUGCCCUACUACAUCACGCUGCUGGUGGACGGCGCCGCCGCGGGCCGUCGCAAGCCCGGCGCGGGCAACAGCUACCUGGACAAGGUGGGGCUGGUGCUGCGCGUGCUGCGGGCGCUGCGCAUCCUGUACGUGAUGCGCCUGGCGCGCCACUCCCUGGGGCUGCAGACGCUGGGGCUCACGGCCCGCCGCUGCACCCGCGAGUUCGGGCUCCUGCUGCUCUUCCUCUGCGUGGCCAUCGCCCUCUUCGCACCCCUGCUCUACGUCAUCGAGAACGAGAUGGCCGACAGCCCCGAGUUCACCAGCAUCCCUGCCUGCUACUGGUGGGCUGUCAUCACCAUGACGACGGUGGGCUAUGGCGACAUGGUCCCCAGGAGCACCCCGGGCCAGGUAGUGGCCCUGAGCAGCAUCCUGAGCGGCAUCCUGCUCAUGGCCUUCCCAGUCACCUCCAUCUUCCACACCUUCUCCCGCUCCUACCUGGAGCUCAAGCAGGAGCAAGAGAGGGUGAUGUUCCGGAGGGCGCAGUUCCUCAUCAAAACCAAGUCGCAGCUGAGCGUGUCCCAGGACAGUGACAUCUUGUUCGGAAGUGCCUCCUCGGACACCAGAGACAAUAACUGAGCGCGGAGGACACGCCUGCCCUGCCUGCCAUCUGUGGCCCGAAGCCAUUGCCAUCCACUGCAGACGCCUGGAGAGGGACAGGCCGCUUCCGAGUGCAGUCCUGGCGCAGCACCGACUCCCACGCACCCGGGGAAGGACACCCUCACUCCCACACCCCGGGAAGGACACUUGAACAUCAGCAGAGGGGCCCUGCCCCUCCGCCUGCAGCCGUGAAAGGAAGCUGGGUCAUCAGCCCAGCCCCGCCCACCCCAGCCCCUAUGUGUGUUUCCCUCAAUAAGGAGAUGCCUUGUUCUUUUCACCAUGCAAAUAACAUGCCCAGCAAAAACUUGCUUUAUGGGUCUGCCUGGAGAAAAAAAAAAUACAAACAGCAGAAACAGCA